Melospiza melodia melodia is the source of this 2430-nucleotide messenger RNA. RefSeq names its product laccase domain containing 1 (gene LACC1). NCBI's taxonomy places the organism in Eukaryota, Metazoa, Chordata, Aves, Passeriformes, Passerellidae. Gene Ontology annotation, molecular function: copper ion binding. The record is from RefSeq and is a predicted model, not a curated record. Bases 306 to 1622 code for a protein of 438 amino acids. The transcript has 7 exons.
AUCAGCUCCGAGAUUGAAAGAAGUGCGAUAUAUAAAGCUGGAAAUGUCUGUGUAUUUUGUCAGAGGGUACCUUUCAGAAUGCAAUAGGAUUGUCCACCUGUGUAGGCCUAGCUGGGCUUGGAUCAACAAAGUUCAGAAAAGGAAAAAAUCUAACCACCAAAACUGGAAUUACACCAUGGACCACAAAACAAAAUGUGAAUGAAAGGAUGAUAUUGGAUAAGCUUAACACAUCUUGAUUUCAGCUGCAGAGUGCAGCUAGCAGAGUAAAAAAGCUGAGUUGGAGAAACCUUUAAAUAUCCUGGAAUAUGGUGGAAGCAGUACUGAUAGAUCUGUUCAGCUUCACAGCCAACUUGCAGAGCAACAUCCAAGGAUUACUACACAACACUCUGGAAGCUAUUGAGAAAUGCUCUUCCAGCCAUGCUCCCUUUGUUUAUGUCAUGUGUUGCCAGAGGCAGGGGAGUGAAAGGAAUGGUGAGCAAGAGUCCUUGCUUCCAGCUCUGAGAGGUUUUCAGAGUCUGAAGAGAAGACUGGAGGUGGUAUGUGCUCAGACUACAGCUGCUGCUUUGUACACCGUCAAACAGAGACUGGAUGAAAACGACCUGAGCAUCAUUAAAGUUAUUGUCUCUACCUUAAGAAAAGACUUAAUGAAAGUAUAUAUAGACCAUCUCUUUACAGCAGUCUACCAGUUUGAAUUUGAGGAUUUACAGGUGGCACCUGACAGUGAAAGCCUGCAGAUAUCAGAACAUCAGCAUGAAGGGCAAAUGCUUCCUUCACAGGACAUGGCACUCAUCCAAAGUGAGAUUCAGAUGUACUUGGAAAGCCUGCCAAGCCUGAAAGGGGAGCUCACCAUCCUCAGAUCUUCCCUGAUCCCAGAUGAUAUUUUCUUACAUGGGUUCACCACAAGGACAGGUGGGAUCUCCUACAUACCAACUCUAAGCUCCUGCAAUCUCUUCAGCAGUUCCAAGCGCAGGGACCCACAAAUUGUUGUUAAAGAAAAUCUCCGCCGGCUUGCUAAUGCUGCAGGAUUUAACCCUGAGGCUUUUCACAGGGUCAAGGUAGAUCACGCUAAUGCUGUGUGUAUUAUGGGAAAGACAGAGCCUGACGACUAUGAUGGAAUAGUUACAGAUCAGAAGGGUGUCACGCUGGCAGCUCCAGGUGCUGACUGCAUACCCGUGCUCUUUGCUGAUCCUGUCAGAAGAGCCUGUGGUGCUGCUCAUUCUGGAUGGAAGGGCACUUUGUUAGGAGUGUCUAUGGCCACAGUGAAUGCUAUGGUGUCUGAAUAUGGCUGUAACGUGAAAGAUAUCCUUGUGGUGCUGGGCCCAUCUGUGGGACCUUGCUGCUAUAGACUCCCUCAUGAAUCAGCAAAAGAAUUUCACAGAAUUGAUCCAAAAUGUGUGAGACUAUUUGACUCUGCAAAUCCUUAUAUUGAUAUCAGAAGAGCAACAAGGAUUCUUCUUGAGAGAGGUGGGAUUCUUCCUGAGAACAUCCAAGAUGAUUCUAUCACAGACCAGAACCAAAACAUAACUUUCUGUACUGCAUGCCACCCUGAUAAAUUUUAUUCUCACUUCCGUGAUGGCACUAACUUUGGGACACAGAUUGGCUUCAUAUCAAUCAAAGACUGAGACAGUAUCUCUUACUCUAGGACAGCAUUUAGAUAAUAAGUUUGCUGCAUUGUCUGGCAUCCUGCUCUCCUCAUAGAAGUUUUUCCUCCUUUCUUUCACAGACUUGUAGUAGGGAAUCCAUGGGUCUUGAGAUUCUCCUGCUUGUUCCUUCCCUUGCCCUUCUGAGGCAAGAAUAAGUACCUUUGGUGUGGGGACAACAGUUCUUGUGUGAGACAGGGGGCAAAGGAAACAAGGACAACCCAUACCAGUGCCAAAAUCCUUCUGCAAGACCCAGACGCAUGCUCCAAGUUUAUGGAUCAUCCUUGACCAAAUGUUUUCAGAAACCUCACUAUCUUAAGGUGGUGGAAACCCAAAAACCACCAGUCUUCAUUAGCUUGUGGUUGAGACUGCUGAAUGAUGCUAAGUAUGACAUUGCUAAUACAGAAAGGGAAGCCAGUGUUGCAUGUUAGCUGUUUGAGACACUCAACUUGAAUAGUUUCAGCCGAAACCUUAAAAAUUUUGUGCAUGGGAUUAAUUUUCUCGUUUGGAUUAGUUUAAAGAACUCCAAAAUACUUACAAGAAUUUUCCUAUGGAAAAUAACUUGACAAUGAGAAGCAAGCGGGCUCCUUUGGAGCAGAUAUUGAAAGUGUAUGAACUCUCACCCUUCUGUAAUUUUUGGUUGUAGGAAAAGUAGGACUAAAUCCCUUAAUUUAUGAUGUAUAUAUUCAUGUCUUCUUAGUAUUUUUUUUCUUUAAACAGUGGUACUUUCAUAAUGUCAUUGACACACUCUCAACAAUGCCAAAUUGUUCAAUAAAUAUCUAAAAAGUUA